CGCUCCGCGGCGGAAGGGGCGGCCCGGCGGCACCGCCGCUCUUCCCGUCCCAUCCCGUCCCGUCCCGGGGCAACGCUGCUCAUCCCCAUGGCGGCGGCGGCAACGCUGCUGCUGAGAGCGGCGGGCCGGGCCCUGCUGGGCCGUGCCGCCCCCCUGCCCUGCGCCGAGCGGAGCUUUAGCGACUGCGGCGGGGCGCGCUGGGCGCCCGCGCGGCCCGGCCUCCCCGUGCCGCUGUCCUCGCCCCUGGCUGGGCUCUCCCGGCCCAUCCGCAUCAAGGAGCCGCCCAAGCGCAAGCCGGUAGAUCGGUGGACGAAGAAGCGGGCCUUGUUCGGGGUGUAUGAUAACGUGGGGAUCCUGGGCGGCUUCCAGAUCCACCCGAAGAGUCUCAUCAUGGGGCCCACUUGGCUGCGAGGCUGGCGGGGGAACGAGCUGCAGAGGUGCAUCCGCAAGAAGCAGAUGGUGGGCGAUCGGAUGUUUGCAGAGGACUAUGACAAACUCAACAAGAGGAUCCGGUACUUGUACAAGCGCUUCAAUCGCACCGGAAAGCACCGCUAGGGAACAGCAGUGGCUUCAGCCCGUGGAGUGUAGUUUUGUGGCAUUGCAGUCGGAAUAAAACCAGCUUCCACACGA
This is a messenger RNA of Pyrgilauda ruficollis (rufous-necked snowfinch), 630 nucleotides long. It is a transcript of the gene MRPL51, whose product is annotated as mitochondrial ribosomal protein L51. The transcript has 2 exons. Gene Ontology annotation, cellular component: mitochondrial large ribosomal subunit. The record is from RefSeq and is a predicted model, not a curated record. Gene Ontology annotation, molecular function: structural constituent of ribosome. The coding region runs from base 88 to 555 and encodes 155 amino acids. Lineage: Eukaryota; Metazoa; Chordata; Aves; Passeriformes; Passeridae. Gene Ontology annotation, biological process: translation.